This is a messenger RNA of Tricharina praecox, 2409 nucleotides long. Its product is annotated as MFS sugar transporter. The coding region runs from base 199 to 2184 and encodes 661 amino acids. Gene Ontology annotation, biological process: transmembrane transport. The transcript has 12 exons. Gene Ontology annotation, cellular component: membrane. NCBI's taxonomy places the organism in Eukaryota, Fungi, Ascomycota, Pezizomycetes, Pezizales, Pyronemataceae. Gene Ontology annotation, molecular function: myo-inositol:proton symporter activity. The record is from RefSeq and is a predicted model, not a curated record.
AUGCUCGCUGUCAGCCCAAAUUCCAGAGUCGCUCCUGGUCACCCCCCGCCCCCGCGGAAGGGUUGCCAGAAUAAUUAUUACUGCAAGCACAAGCAAUGCCCCUCGAUUCCCCCUCCCGUUCUGAUCGUAUAUAUUAAAGGGCAUCGCGCCCCCUUCCAUCAGCGAUGAUCUCAAAGCCCGGACGACACGCUUGCGCAAAUGGACUCCACCGACAAGGAAGCGUUUCCUCUCCCAUCCGUCACGUCUGAGCCCGAACGCGACUUCGAGCUCGAUAGGAUUCUCUCGGAUAACUGCAGCCAGAAUGAAUUCGGAGUGCUCUCCAAUCCGCUCCUCAAUCUGGACCGCCCGAAAUUGCGCGAGUUGGGGGAGGCCUUCGCUGCACGAUACGGGCUUCCUGCGAGCGAGCGGGCUCGGUUUGCGGACGCGGCAAUAUUGGCCCAGGACAACGAGGCCUGGCGGAGACCAGACGAACACCUUCAACUCCUUCCCGAGGACGCAAACGCACUUGAUCGAGAGAAGACUCAUAGGUGGCACCAGCCUCGAAAGCUAUGGUCCCUGAUCAUCGUGUGUGCCACAUCUGCUGCAGUGCAGGGUUGGGACCAGUCCGCAAUCAAUGGAGCCAAUGUCCUGUUCAAGACCGCCUUCGGACUGGACGAUAGACGUGAUAUUUUCGGCCUGGUCAGCAGCGCACCGCUUUUGUGCUGCUUCUUUAGCUGUCUGCUGCUCACAAAUCCCAUGAACCACUUUCUGGGUCGGCGGGGGACAAUCUUCGUCACCUGCCUCAUAUCGUCUCUGAGCUGCCUGGGCCAGAGCUUUACGCGGAGCUGGCAGUCAAUGUUCAUUCUGCGUUUGGUGCUCGGCCUGGGUAUUGGACCAAAGAGCGCAACAGUGCCGGUUUACGCCGCCGAAACAGCUCCCAGUUCGAUCCGAGGAGCACUGGUCAUGCAGUGGCAAAUGUUUACAGCUUUCGGGAUCUUUCUGGGUACACUGAUGGGAAGAGUAUUCUACGAUGUGGGAAAUGUCGAUUCCAACGAGGUUUGCACAGAGGCACUCAAGAAUAAGGUGUUUGCAACGCUUUUGAGCACGGAAUGCAGCCUCCGUUGGCGUUUGAUGAUCGGCAGUCCUAUGGUUCUCCCGCUUGUCGUAUGUGUGCAUGUGUGGUUCGUUCCGGAGUCACCACGAUGGUACAUGAAACAUGGCACUCAAUACUACAAGAACGCCUACGAUUCCCUUUGCCAGCUACGGGAAUCUCGUCUGCAAGCCGCUCGAGACCUCUUCUACAUCCAUUGCUUGCUGCAUGCGGAGCGAGAGAUCCAAAAUCGGCAUCACAGACUCUUUGAGAUUUUCAGUCGACCAAGAAACAGAAGAGCUCUGCAAGCCUCGUUUAUCGUCAUGUUCAUGCAGCAAUUUUGUGGGGUCAAUACGAUGGUGCAUUACUCAACAGAUAUCAUCAGUGAUGCUGGGGUUACGGGACGGAACUCCAUGCUCUUUACCAUGGGAUUCGGUCUCAUUAAUUUUGUUUUUGCGUUGCCGGCGGUCAGGAUCAUCGACACCGUGUCAGGCCGUCGAAAAUUGCUUCUCAUCACUUUCCCGCUUAUGUCUGUCUUCCUGUUCUUAACUGCUGGGGCUUUCAACAUCAAGAGCGACGAGAACGACAAAACGAAAGAGGCCAUCAUCAUGUUGGGGAUAUACCUUUUUGCUGUUGCUUAUUCCCCAGGCGAAGGGCCUGUGCCUUUUACAUAUUCCGCGGAAUGCUACCCUCUCUAUAUUCGAGAGAUUGGAAUGUCCAUUGCGACCGCCGUUACCUGGGUUUUCAACUUUUGCGUCACAAUGACCCUGCCCGCGAUGAAGGGAGAAAACCGUCUCGGGCCUGACGGGAUGCUGUCAUUCUACGGGACGUGGAAUCUGGUGGGAUUCUUGCUAGUGCUAUUCUUUGUACCAGAGACCAAAGGGCGUUCUUUGGAGGAACUCGACAGAGUGUUUUCAGUGUCAACAAGGAAACAUGCGUUGUACGGAGCUCAACAGGCUAUCUACUGGUGCAAACGCUACACGCCAGGCAUUGUCACCCCGAAACGUCCGGUUUUAGAGGUGCCAGGGGACGUAAUUCCGUCAUCUGGGCCAGAAGUACCGUCAAAUGCCCCUCGUCCGCGAUCACCGGUAUCAGUGGCCGAUUCCUGGGACUGAUUGGCCCAGGCUCUGGCGGGAGGAGAACUUUGGUAAUGGAAUGCUUAAUUGGCGGGUGUUUUUGGAUGGUGUUUUUUUCUUGCUUGCUUUUUCUUAGAAAUGCAAAGUUCGUGUAUGUACAAAAUUAGUGGCACGAUGCACAAGUCACAAGCCGGAAUGCAGCGUUGACUGCGCACCAUGUUGUGUUGGUCCUACCUACAUGUGCAUACUAGGAGAUGUCGGUGC